Closterium sp. Naga37s-1 is the source of this 654-nucleotide messenger RNA. The record is from the annotation of a GenBank genome assembly. Lineage: Eukaryota; Viridiplantae; Streptophyta; Zygnematophyceae; Desmidiales; Closteriaceae.
AUGCCCCUUCACCCCUCACCUUGCGGGCGCUCCUCAGAAGAACGAACAGCGUUGCCACCACAUCUCCUGACAUGCGCACCCGCUCCUACCCAGCUACCCCUUCACCCACUGCUACCCAGCUACCCCUUCACCCACUCCUACCCAGCUACCCCUUCACCCACUCCUACCCAGCUACCCCUUCACCCACUCCUACCCAGCUACCCCUUCACCCACUCCUACCCAGCUACCCCUUCACCCACUCCUACCCAGCUACCCCUUCACCCACUCCUACCCAGCUACCCCUUCACCCACUCCUACCCAGCUACCCCUUCACCCACUCCUACCCAGCUACCCCUUCACCCACUCCUACCCAGCUACCCCUUCACCCACUCCUACCCAGCUACCCCUUCACCCACUCCUACCUAUCUACCCCUUCACCCCUCACCUGCGGCUGCUGAGUCGCGUUUCUACCCCUUCACCCACUCCUACCCAGCUACCCCUUCACCCACUCCUACCCAGCUACCCCUUCACCCACUCCUACCCAGCUACCCCUUCACCCACUCCUACCCAGCUACCCCUUCACCCACUCCUACCCAGCUUCCCCUUCACCCACUCCUACCCAGCUACCCCUUCACCCACUCCUACCCAGCUACCCCUUCACCCACUCCUACCUAG